CCUUUAGAGUCGUGACCUAACGUUUUUCGAGGUCAUCCCCUUUAGAGUCGUGACAGCACGUUUUUCGUUGUCCCACCAAUAGAGUUGUGAACUCUGUUAUUAAACAUCGUGCUAUGAAACGUGACAAUCAAGUCCAGGCUCUUUUGCUCUGUGUGAAGGUAAAUGUGUAACAAUUAUUCAGCAGGAAUUUGUAUCGCUAAACUAAAUAAAAUCGUCUUGCUUAGAGCCCGCAUUGCGGGCUUAAGAGACUAGUGAGAAAUAACGGUACUAUGCAAAAAUUUGGUGACCCCGGCUUCCAUCGAAGGAAAGCAUUUUCCGGUAUAGCCCCAGACGUACUCCAUUGUACUACGCGACCACCACAUAAAUGCACCCGUCAAAUCUCACUCAUACUUUUCUUCCCCACAACCAUGUACCAAAGGUAUGUACCUUUUUUAACGAAAUCAUGAUAUGAUGAGUUACAUUAUGUAUGUAUUCUGUAUGUACAAUUAUCUUAUAUAUGGACGACUUUAGGUGAAGGGUGAGUUGAACCCUUUUCCACUUUGGCUUCGUCGAACAGAAUGGAAUGGAACAUCAUCAUCCAUAAAUACGUUGAUACGAAAUCUAUGUAUGUAUAUUUAUCGAAAAAGGGUUUUAUGUGCGUAUCUCUAUGUAUGUACAAGAUAUUUUACCCACUAGUUAUUUUUAACGUGCAACCGUUAAGUUUUGUAUAGGGUAGCAUGUCAUGUGAUCACUUCAUAAUGACGUCUUCAUUUGUACAUACAUAUCUGUAUGCAUGUAGCACAUGCAUCUCAAGCAAGCUGAUAUUUUUAUUUCUAAAUCGUGAAUAAUUUGCAUCAUGGUGUGACAUAAUCUACCAAAUAAUAAUAAUAAGGUACAUAAAAUAAAAUUUAGAUGCACAGUAACAAGUUAAUGUUCAUACAUAAUUUACUCUAAGUGAAGUGUUUCUUUUUAAGGACUUAGACAGAAUUCGAAAAAAAAAUCAAAAUGAAUUCCAACAACGCUAGUCCUCAUACCCUCCUUCUGCUUCCUGAGAUCUUGGCAAAAAUUGUGACCUUCCUCCCCAACUCGGACCUUAUUUCGUGCACCUUAAUCAACACCGCGUGGGAACAGGAAGUACGGAAACGGCUCCACGUCGUCCGCCGGCUUGUUCUGACUCCAACAAAUCUUGUCAAGUACGAAGAAGUUAAUACCAGGGGAGAAAACUUCCCCAGAAAUAUUGCGCUGUACGAUUUCAAAAAUCUCAGUUUCCAGGGUCCAUUAGCAUCUCUUAUUUUCAAACAUGGCCACAAAGUAAAAACCUUGAAUAUAGAUUUCGUCCUGCCGAACAACAAGUGGCCGCAAUAUUUCGAAUCUGUCGCGAAAGCUUUCCCCACUCUGAAUUCUCUCAAAUUAAAUGUAUCCCUCACCAAGGAGGAUAAUUCAAAUCAAGGAAGCUCAUUCUAUGAAUCGUACCUCCCGCCAAGACCGUAUUCCUUCCCGAAACUUACGAAACUAGAAAUCAGCUCGUUCCAGGAGGAAGUUAAGGCAAUAUUGGUCUCGAUGACGCCCCAAUUUAUCCCGCUAUUUCCAAGUCUUGUAGCGCUCUCUUUCACCGGAAUCUAUCACCCUGAUCUUCUAAAUUUGGCGGGAACCUUGACAUCUUUAAAGUUGAUCAAUGUCGACUUUGCUACCGCCCCCAGGACACAAAACCUUGCAAAUCUGACCCGGGUAGAAUUAGGACAUACCUGGGGCGCUCUGCCCCAGGUUCGGCACUGCUUAAAAUUACCGCGAGCACGAUACAACACGUGAAACUAUUCGUAAUGACGAAUGUUGAACGGUCCUACAUUCUACCCGAAUUUUUCGAUGAUGUCAUAGUUUUUCCGAUAAUGGGAAAAUUAAAGGAUUUCGUCCUAGUACAAAAUCAGACGAAAAAUUGGUACAAAACUUUUCAUGUGACACCAUGCAUUGAUUUGAAAUUUGAGGGGGCUGAUAGCUUCAGGCGGUUAGAUUAUGAGGUUCAGUUUCCCGUUUUGGAAAGGAUCAAAAUUUCUCGGGAAGAAAAUUGUGGGUAUCGGGACAGAUUGACUGAGCAGGAAUAUUUCGAAACCAGCGUGUCAUUUUUGUACAAUUCGUUCCUCCACGAGAGUAAUUCGAGAGGGGAGAGUGUGAAAUACUUUGAUGUCGCAUUUCCCCCGGGGACAAGUUUAAGUUGGUGAGAAUAGAGGAAUGUGUGGGAAAGUGCGGGAAGGGAUUCGGUUUAUGUGAAUGUUUCGAGUGGAGGGAUUCCAGCCAAUUUUGGGACAGGGUGCUGGCCGUUUUUCCUAAUUUGGUGAAAUACGCGGUUAUGGAUGGAGCGCGGGACAGGGCGAGGACGGCAGAGGUGAAACAAUGGGUCGAGUUAGGGGAAAAGUUGGGCUUUGUGAAGACGGUUAAACGUGAGGGAGCGAAAGCAAGGGCAGAUUUGAAUUUGGGCGACGAGAUAUGUCUCGAGGUGACGGAACGUGUUAAAAUAUUGAAGAAGUAAACUAUGGUAUCUAUAUUAUAAGCUGCAAAUGUUUGUCUGCAACGGAAGUGCAAGUAAUUUUCCAUGACGGGAGUGAAAGUAGAGAAAGUUUCAUUUCCCUUGCCAACAGACAUUCCCAGCCAAUUAUAUAGAUAAAAUAAAAUAUAAUUCGGUCAAAUCAUGAACAAUCCGAUUUAAUUUUCAGGGAAAUAAAAUAAGCUCUCGCCCGGCGGGAGAUGAGCUUACAUGCUAGUAUGCAAUAAUAUGCAUUUGUGUGUACUAACUAGCUAAUAAUUGGCAGAGUUUGCAAUUAGCAUAGAAAUCGUCGUAGUGCAGAUUCCACAUAAAUCUCGAAAUUUCCUUCAUGAGGCAAUUUACAUAUACAUACACUUAUAUACACAAAGUAGUAGGUCUUUAAUAUGUAUUUUAUUGUUCACGAGGAUACCACAUACUUUGACUGUUUUUCAAUUUAUAUAUUUGUAUUUGCUUCACAACAGCAUGAGCACCUUACGCAAUGAGAUAAUAAGCAUUAAACUAUAUAUGUUACAUACAUACUAUAUCGUAUUAUAUAAAUUUUACAUUGAGAUAAAAUAUCAUGUUGCAGACAUAUGUAAAUAUUGCAUGAAGAUAAAAAA
This is a messenger RNA of Folsomia candida, 3117 nucleotides long. RefSeq lists its product as uncharacterized. The record is from RefSeq and is a predicted model, not a curated record. Bases 985 to 1788 code for a protein of 267 amino acids. The transcript has 2 exons. Lineage: Eukaryota; Metazoa; Arthropoda; Collembola; Entomobryomorpha; Isotomidae.